AAAGACUAUAGCCUGUCCUCUAAGAACGAAGAAAAAAAUAUUGACACUUGACAGCAGAGAUCGAGAUAUUUUGACAAUCCGUCAGUCAGGGAUUUGUUUAGUUUGUUUUCUUUAUUUUUAUUUCGUCUUCAGAGUAAGAAGUGUAACUAUUCUUAAAUCAUUCGAAGACAAUAGUUAUUUACACUUGUGUUAAUUACGAAAAUAGUUUUGGCUAAGAUGCAGGCGGAAGAAAAACGUACGAAGCAAGUCGAUUUGACUUCUUUAGAACCUGCAGUACGGGUAAAACAACUGGCAAACUACGGUACUCUGGUAGAAGUGGACCAGAAUGUGCCGCCGAGAAGGUACUACCGAUCAGGCUUAGAAAUGGUGCGGAUGGCGAAUGUGUACUUGGCUGAAGGGAGUCUUGAGAAUGCUUACAUCUUGUAUAUGAAGUUCAUGACUUUGUUCUUGGAGAAGAUCCGUAAACAUCCCGAGUAUGCAUCAGUCCCAGCACAAGUGAAGGCAGUGAACCAAGCCAAGUUGAAAGAGGUGAUGCCAAAGGCAGAGAAACUAAAGCAGAAACUGUUGGAUCAGUAUGCUAAAGAACAUGCUUUGUAUAAGGAAAAUGAGGAGAAGAGGCGUAUAGCUGAAGAAGAAAGGAGGAAACAGGAGAUAGAAGAUGCCAAACUGGCAGAACGCCUACAGGCAGAUGAGGACAAGAAAGAUGCUAAUACAACACCACAUCUUUUACAUGCAGACCAGUGGGCGGUGUCGCCGUCGGCGCCGGCGGUGUCGGGCGUCCGGUACCCGGACGACUUCGCGGCCGAGCCGCCGCGCGCGCCGCCGCAGCACUACCAGCCCGCGCCGCCGCUCAUACCGCCCUCCAGGCCGCACAGUGAAAACAUCAGUGAUGUGAUGCCAUCGUUGUACGGGGCGCAUAGACUCCGAACUGUGGUGGUGCCCGCGGCUGUACUCGGAAAGUUCCUCCGCCUCGCGGCCGACAACACCGCGAGAAACAUCGAGACCUGUGGCAUACUCGCUGGGAUACUCGAGCGAGACCAGUUGAAGGUGACGCACGUGGUGGUGCCCAAGCAGAGCGGCACGCCCGACUCCUGCAGCACCAACAACGAGGAGGACAUCUUCCACUACCAGGACCAGCACAACCUCAUCACGCUCGGCUGGAUACAUACACAUCCCACUCAGACGGCGUUCUUGUCGUCAGUGGAUCUCCACACCCAGUGUUCGUAUCAGUUGAUGAUGCCCGAGGCGAUCGCGAUAGUCUGCGCACCUAAAUACAACGAGACCGGUUACUUCGCGCUGACGCCCGACUACGGCAUGCAGUUCAUCGCAAACUGCCGGCAGACUGGGUUCCAUCCACAUCCCAACGACCCGCCGCUAUUCCACAACGUAGCUCACAUCCGCGUGGACGACACAGCACCGAUAGAGAUGGUGGACCUCAGGAGAUGAACGUUCAUCUCUACGUUCAAACACCUCACCCGCCACCGCUUACGAGAGUAUUAUUUGCGCACCGCUCGCCGUAUUUGCAUUUAUGUGUUUUGUUAAUAACGUCACACGGUUGUUUGUUUACGUUAGAGUUGUUGCCACAGUGGCGUAGUGUGAAUUUUUGCCGUUUAGGACAAACCCAAUGUUUGCUAUCUAAAGGGACCGUGCGAGACCAAAAAAACGAUAAAAAAAAUAAACUUUGGCAAAACAAAAAUAAGUCACACGAGCCCAUUUAGACAAUAGUACGAUCAACAAAAGUUUAAAGGUUGAAAAGUGCUGCCUGGGGCGGACUUACACCCCCCUCCUAUCUUUCAAACUACGCUACGCCACCGAGUUGCCAAUAUUAAAUUUUUUAAUAGGAUUAUUUAUAAAAUUAUAGUUUCCUGGCAUAAUGUACUAUAUAAUUUAUUUAAUGACAAAACAUAUGAAUUUCAAUAUUUUACUAAAAUAUUAUAUAUUUGGCGGUAGAUAAUUUGUAAAGGUAUCCCAUUAUUGUGAUAAGAUAUUGACACUAUAUAAUUCAUAAAGUCGCGUUUAUAAAACAUUUAUUUUCAAUUUGAGUGCCUGCUUACAGAGACAGUAAUGUCGCGUACACUGCAUGUUAUUUUAAUAUUGCACAUUUCACACACGUUUGUUUAUGUUGAGAAAAUAAAAAAAACUAUGGGUCAUUGCAUACAAUUGGUAUAAUAACUUCAUUAUAUGAACUCUAUAAUUUGAAAAUAAGAUAGAAAAUUGAAUGAAAACAUCCUUGAUUCAAAGAAAUAUCUCAUCUAAAUGAUAUUAGCUCGAUAAUUCGAAAUAUAAUGUUACACUAUGUAAAAUUAAGAAUGAGUCCUGUGACACCUGUCAAAGUGACGUGUCUGGGUUGGGAGCAUAUUAUAAAUACAUUAGUAUCGAUUAUUGUUACAAUUUGUAUCUGUAUCGAUUUUUAUGUUUGAGUUGAUAAUUAAGAGAACCUAACUAUUAAUAUUUCGAAGAAAUUAACCAGCAAGAAUAUGUUGUACAUUUUAAUUCGUUUAAAGGUGUUUUAAGGCUGAACACAUUUUUUAAAUAAGAUAAUUUUUUUAUUCGAUUUAUUUUGUGCGCUAAAUCGAUAACUUAUAAUAGGUGGUAAGGAGCGAUACUAAGAUUGCAGUUGCACAAAAGUAUGAUAUUUCUUCACGUACAUUGUACCAUAUAAAAAUCCAAUACUUUAUAGGCGUGAUUUUAAUGACAGCUCUCAUGAGGCUCAUCCUAAAUUUUACAAAGUAUAGUGCCGCAAUACGAAACUAUUUUAUAUUUUCUAAGCCAUAUUUCCAAUUAUCGAUUUCGUUAUCACUAAAUGCUAAUUAUUUUUCUUUUAUAACAAGUUAUUAUUGCCAUUCUUCCUGCUACGCCAUAUGUUUUCAAAAACUGUUAGUAAUGUAAAUAUUUAUUAUGCAAUUUACGGUUAAAAAUACGGCAUAUUAAGUUGUGAGGCACAGUUGAAUAUAUAGUUAAAAUGUGUGUUGUGGACAUAAAUAGUAACAUAACACAAUGUACACUGUACAGUAUGAUAAUUGAAUGUUUAGAAUUUGUAUUUAAAGCAGUCAUAGAUUGUGUAUGAGGUAGAUGAUCGCGAUAAUUGCACACCACUUGCAGUGAAUCGUUUACUUAUGUUUGUAAAACAAAUAGCAAAUAACUAUUCGGAUAUGAGAAUGAAGGAACAGAGAGUGCACCUGUGUAUUGCGCAUAUACUUGUGCACUAUAAUAUGUCCUGCAUACUUGGUUUAUAUCUCAAGAUUGGCAGUCCAGGCCGAAUUUCGGCUAGGAAGGAAUUAAUUAACAUAUUGCUAAACUUCAUAUAAAAUAACUAUUUUUGUAAAAAAUAGAAAUGAAACUGUUUCAGAUUAAAUUAAUUCAAAUAACGGUUGUGGUGUUAUCGCGAUCGCAUUAGUUUCGGAUAGUAAAUAAGAGACACAGCUUGAAGACUGAAGUUUAUUAUUAUUGAAUAAAUGUUUAUAUCUGAGGAAAUCAUUAUACUUUACUGUUGAGUUUGUGUCCAGACUUUAUCUGACGUCAUAAUUUGUUUUAUGUAAGUUAUGUAAACGCAUGUUAUGUAGGGAUAUUAUAAUUUAUUUCGUAAGUAGAGUGGCAGAGAUUAAGGUUUCCAAACAGGGGCGUAGCUACUGUCGUAUCAGCCGUAUCAAUGAUACAGGGCCUCCUAGCUUUAGGGGGCCUACAUUACACUAAGCGGGCGCCUAAGACGUAGCAUUGCCCCAAAGUUUGAUAUAGGGCCCCUCUUAUACAAGCUACGCCACUGGUUCCAAAUUUAAUUCCAAAAUAUCUUUUUAAAUAUCCCUACAUAUAAAUGUGUUGUACCUUAUGUUGAUUUUUAUUUUUUAAUAAAAAUUGUUUAAUUUAUAUUAGCGAGGUAUUGUUUUAACGCGACAAUUCACGUGCAAAGCUUGCGCUUCACGAAUUUAUGCACACAUGUUAAAUUAAAUUUAGGUAUGUGUGCCAUGUAGUGUAUGACAAGGUAAUAAAGCUGGAAUUUCUUUAGCGCGUUCGUAUGGUAUUAAAUAUGUACGGGAGUAUGUAUAGAGCGGUUGACGUGUUAUGAUAUUGUGACAAAUACAAUAUGUUUAACAAUUCAUGACUGAGGUUCAUUGAAAUGAUAUUUUUAUACCUAAAUAUCAUUUUAGUAACGUAAGUAGGAAAUUGUAUUAGGGUGUGUGUCCAACAGAAUCUUCGAGAGAAACAAAUAUCACAAACAAAUGUCAUAGGCGCUUAAGGUUAUAGCUUAAGGUCCAUUUUUCAUACAUUUUGUUUCACCUUUAAUCUGGGUAACUAAACAAGUAUUGACAAGUAAAGAAUUUAAAUUCACGUCUAGUUAGUGAUUAGUUCUCGCAGUUGAAAGAAAAACGUAAAAAUAAUUAAUAUGCAUGGAUAUUUCGGCCUUAAAAAUUUAAUAUGACGAAAUUUUAAAGGCCGAAAUAUAACCCUAACGGAACCGUGAUAGUAAAGUGUUAAGUCGAUAAUUAUCUAAAGCUGUAUACAACAUAUUCACAUGUUGUACGUGUGUAGUGUCUGUGAAUUAGCUCGUCGGUCAUGGCACAUUGUUCACGCAUCAGCGAAAUAAAAAAUACAGCGUGAUUUGUUUGCAUAUAUGUAUCUCUGAUUGCCUCGGUGAUGGCUACCGCGCUGAGGUCCUGGAUUCGAAUUCCGAGUCGGGCCGAAAAAAUAAUUGUGACUGGGUUUUUCUUAAAAAUCCAGUCGCAGCUCGAAGUCGGGAAUUUGGCAGUGUGAUACCCCUGUGCCUUGGGAAGCCGUUGGUUCUGCGUCUGAUAUCUAUCCGGUCAUGUCGGAAUGCUGUCUCACGGGACUGUCAGUGAAGAAACGGACUGCACUUGUGUAUUGUGCACACUUGUGCACUAUAAUAACUCCUACGUACCUGGCUGAUCUCCGCUGAGAUUGGCCGCCGUGGUUGAAAUUAGGUUACUAAGGAUUCAUUCAUCAGUCUCUACUAUUAUACUAACAUUAUUAUUAUUAAAAUACUAUGUAAAAUCGUAUUGUCAGUACUACGAACAUUGAACCAGCCAGCUUUAGGUAACCGAACUAUAAUAGAAAAUGUUCACCGUUAAAAGUUUAGCUACACAUAUUUUUAGUGGAAACGCACCCUAUCCACAAUUAAUGCUUUAAGCAUCUACAUGUCGUAGGACAUAUCAUACAAAUAUCAUAUAUUAUAAUAUUCAAUUAAAGGACGUGUAUUAGGGUCAACAAUUUAUAUGAUCUAAAAAUAACAGGUCUUGAAAGUUGUUUAAGUAAAUGACUGCAAUGGAACGAAAGUAUUUAUCAUUUAAUAACUCAUUUGAGUAAUAUAUUUGAAAUUCGACUUACUACGAGGUGAUACUUUGUAAUGUGUUUUGUUUGUUUGAACGCGUCGAAUUGAAAAAAUAUUUUAGUCUUGGAUAGCCUAUUUAUCGAGGAAGACUAUAGGCUAUAUAACAUCGCGCUAUGACCAAUAGGAGCGGAGUAUCAACGAAAAAUGUUGCACAAAUGGGGGAAAAAUUAUUAUUCCGUCUGAGAGCUUUAUUAAAUUAAAUUUGGUAUGGAGAUAGUUUGAAAACCUGAGUAAGACAUAGGCUACUUUCUAUCCCGGGAAAAUAUAUAGCGGGACUUUUAUCCUGGAAAACUUUCACGUGAGUAAAAGCAAGUAGUUAUAUAAAUUCCAAACUUAAACUAUAUUAAUAAUUUUUACAUAAUAGCUAUCUCCUGUGGAGAACUUGCAAAAUGGAUAUUAUUGUAAUUUCUUACAAGUAUUUUGUCGUGUAGCCAAGCAUUUCUCUUCUUUUUUCUGACAUGUAGCUAUUAUGACACUUUAGAUUCACAUGAGUUAUUUCUUUAGAAAAUAUUUUGUCUUGUUUUUUUAAGUCUGGUAGUCAGUGUAAAUGAAAGUUCCUAAACGUAAAGCGCAAAGUGAUUUCAGCUUUAGAUAACGUUUCUAUGUGCAAUUUAUGUGUGUAAAGAACUCCUGUGUGAUACUUACACGGACCAAUGGAAUAAAACUAUUGAUUCACAA
Manduca sexta (tobacco hornworm) is the source of this 6022-nucleotide messenger RNA. Its product is annotated as STAM-binding protein-like A. The transcript is spliced from 9 exons. The record is from RefSeq and is a predicted model, not a curated record. Gene Ontology annotation, biological process: protein K63-linked deubiquitination. Bases 217 to 1446 code for a protein of 409 amino acids. Gene Ontology annotation, cellular component: endosome; membrane. NCBI's taxonomy places the organism in Eukaryota, Metazoa, Arthropoda, Insecta, Lepidoptera, Sphingidae. Gene Ontology annotation, molecular function: protein binding; metal-dependent deubiquitinase activity; K63-linked deubiquitinase activity.